Penaeus monodon (black tiger shrimp) is the source of this 844-nucleotide messenger RNA. RefSeq names its product collagen alpha-1(XXVI) chain-like. Bases 383 to 844 code for a protein of 153 amino acids. NCBI's taxonomy places the organism in Eukaryota, Metazoa, Arthropoda, Malacostraca, Decapoda, Penaeidae. The record is from RefSeq and is a predicted model, not a curated record. The transcript has 5 exons.
GGAGGCGAGUCAGUCAGUGUGAAUCCGCCGACGAGGGCGACGUUAGCGCUGCCACUCGCUAGUUCCUGUUGGCUCGGAGGGGCGGCCGUCGAGCCACGAGUGUUAGUGCGGUGACUCUCACGUUGUCCGUCGGCUUAUGCCUGUGGCACUACGGGAUACGGCAGUGAAACAUACAUUCAUUCAUGGGAAUAGAUACUUUUACUUAAAUUCCAAGUCAGUGACAGUGGCAAUGCCCAGGUCUUUACUAUUGGUGUUAUCGACAGUGAAGUAACGGCUGCUAAUGAUCAAUGAAAGAGCUUAGUGUCCCCUACAAUACGCACUCGAGAGCACCUACAGCUGCACCAGUACAGGAAAAGGUCACAGAAAGCACAGGACAAGAACAAUGCGAGAGUGGUGUGGGUGGUGGGCCCGCCGGUGUGCGGUGACGGCGGUGAUAGUGACAGUGACAACAUGCCUUCUGCUACCCCCCGUCAGCGCCUACAGGAGAAGAGGGAACGCCAGAGACUACAUGGCUCCGACAAAGAGGAACAUUGGCACUAGAGGGAACUUCUGUCCCUACACUGUGACGAAGAUGGUUUCGUGCAAGAUCGCCAACGGCACCCAGACUAACGGGGGGGGGUGGGCCCUCGGGAAAAAGGGUGAGCUCAUGACAAUGACUAGACCCCGUUAUGUGACGUCGUUCAAAGAGGUCCAGGAGACGGAGUAUGGUUGCUGCCCUGGCUUUUACGGCAGCAACUGUGACACAACAUGUUUCAACUGCACACAAAUCCAGCAUUUAGAGUCGAGGGUUCGAACUGGAGGCCAAGCUGCUGCGAUCUCCCACCGCGUCCAACCCGCCCUUUGA